AUGGGGCGGGGGAAAAUUGAGAUUAAGAAGAUUGAAAAUCUCAGUAGCAGGCAAGUCACCUUUUCAAAACGCCGCGGCGGAUUGUUCAAGAAAGCAGGAGAAUUGGCCGUACUAUGCGAUGCCGAGGUCGCAGUCAUAAUUUUUUCUCAAACCGGAAAGCUUUAUGAACAAUCAAGCACCAGCAUGGAGAAGAUUCUCUCAAGGUAUCACAAUUUUUCAAACAAGCAGGACGUCCCCCAAUUAGAGUACUGUUUAGAAGAGCUCCCCCAUGAAUUUGUUAAAGAGGAGCUGAAAUUUGAUUCAAGUGCACUGAAAAAAUUUGAAGCAAUGCAACAAAAGAUUGAAGUAUUACAGCUGGAACUCUGUCGGAUGAAGGGUCAGAAACUAGAUGGGUUGAGCAUAAAUGAUCUAUGUGAGUUGGAGAAACAACAAAUCGAAGGGGAAUUAGCUGUUAAGAACAAGAAGGAGGAAAAACUCUGGGAGGAGAAACAAAAGACUAUGAAGGAGCAUGAAAUGGCUAUGCAAAAGAUUGAGAAUUUGGAAAGAGAGAUAGAGGAACUGAGAAAGCAAAACCAUGUGCACCCGUCUAUCAUUGAAUCCCAUCCUCCUAAGAAGAGGCUUUUAUACUAUACAAACUCAUCAAAAGCCAUUUCCAAUUGUUCAACUGCCUCUGAAAACGAAAGUGACGAGCAUUCAAACACUUCUUUGCAAUUAGGGUUUAAUUUCUCAGGUUGUCAUCGUCCAAGUGUUGGUCUAAACAAGAGAAAAGAAGCUAGCAAUCGCCCCAAUUCUAAUGAUUCUGGAAGUCAAGUAGUCUCAGACUGA
Molecule: messenger RNA, 825 nt
Organism: Fragaria vesca subsp. vesca
Lineage: Eukaryota; Viridiplantae; Streptophyta; Magnoliopsida; Rosales; Rosaceae
Product: agamous-like MADS-box protein AGL18-like
Exons: 5
Coding region: 1-825 (274 amino acids)
Biological process (GO): positive regulation of transcription by RNA polymerase II
Molecular function (GO): RNA polymerase II cis-regulatory region sequence-specific DNA binding; protein dimerization activity; DNA-binding transcription factor activity, RNA polymerase II-specific
Source: RefSeq, a predicted model, not a curated record